Messenger RNA from Diabrotica balteata, 369 nucleotides. The record is from the annotation of a GenBank genome assembly. Lineage: Eukaryota; Metazoa; Arthropoda; Insecta; Coleoptera; Chrysomelidae.
AUGGCUCCAAAUUAUGCUUGUAGAAAAGUUUUUUCUGAAAAUCAAGAAAAAGCCCUAGCCGAUUACGUAUUAACUUGCUCAAAAAUGUGUUACGGACAAACGGUCAUUAAUACCAGAAAACUGGCUUAUGAAAUGGCAAAUAAUAAUUGUAAAAUUCCGGAAAAUUGGCAAACAAACAAGGAAGCUGGACGCGAAUGGUUCCUUGGAUUUAUGUCCAGACAUGCAGAAUUAAGUCUUCGCCAGCCGGAAGGAUGUAGCCUCUCCAGAGCGACAUCAUUCAACAAACACAAUGUUGGACUUUUUUUUCAAAAAUUUGGAAAAAGUGUUUCAGAACCAUGGAAAUUUUUGCAGCGGUAUAAGAAUUUAUAA